UCAAGACCGCCUUCAUCAAGCCCUUCCAGUAUUAUUCGCCGGACUUCCUCAUUGGAUACACUCGCUGCUCCGUACCUUGCUGGACAGUGGCCUCGUGAUAAUCAUGGACAAGCUGCUCCAUGUAUGAGAGACAAAGCCACACAGACAGAAAGUGCCUGGGCUGAAGAAUAUUUAGAAAAGAAGAGCUCACACAAACGUUCAGCAUCAUGGGGCAGCAAUGAUCAACUGAAGGAGAUUGCAAAAUUGCGUCAACAAUUGCAGAGAAGCAAACACAGCAGUAGGCAUCAUCGUGAUAAAGAAAGACAGUCUCCAUUUCAUGGUAACCAUGCAGCCAUUAACCACAGUCAGGCUCCCAUCCCAAAGAGUGCUCUUGUUCCUGUGAUACCUAUUACCAAAUCAACAGGAUCACGAUUCCGAAACAGUGUAGAAGGACUGAAUCAGGAGAUUGAGAUAAUAAUUAAGGAGACGGGAGACAAAGAGGAACAGCUUGUUCCUCAAGAUAUUCCAGAUGGGCACCGUGCACCACCUCCGUUGGUUCAACGUAGUAGUAGUACUCGCAGCAUUGAUACCCAAACACCUGGUGGAGCAGACAGGGGUAGUAACAACAGCAGCCGCUCCCAGUCCAUAUCUCCAACCUCAUUUCUUACAAUCUCUAAUGAAGGCAGUGAAGAAAGUCCAUGUUCUACAGAUGAUCUUCUUGUUGAUUCCAGAGAUAAAGAGAAUGGGAAUAAUUCUCCCUUGCCAAAAUAUGCUACCUCACCAAAACCCAACAACAGCUACAUGUUCAAGCGUGAACCUCCAGAGGGCUGUGAAAAGGUGAAAGUCUUUGAGGAAAACUUGCCAAAGCCAUUGCAUGAAAUUCCAGCCUUCUACUGCCCUGACAAGAACAAAGUGAAUUUCAUUCCUAAAAGCGGCUCUGCUUUCUGUCUCGUCAGCAUCCUCAAGCCUCUCCUUCCCACACAGGAUCUGACACUUAAGGGCACUACACACAGCCUGACUGUCUCCUCUGGCAUGACACCCAGUUUGUUACAGCCCAUUUCUAUGGCCUCCUUGUCUACAAACUCAGAUCAAGAAAGGAUCUCUCGUGGAACAAGUACAGUAAUACCACAGACUUCUAUACUCCAGCAAUCAGGUCAUAUUGAGGAAGCUGAAGGAUAGAUUUAGAUUGUCUUGACAUUUUUCUGGGCAACUACUGGGAAAAAAAAAGUGGAACCAGUUGACUGGACCUUUCUGAUCACACUAUUGCAUUGUUUUAACAGUUUAUGGCACUGAACUGUUUGUAUAAUUGACAGUUUGGUAGCACAUUGAGAAAUUCAGGAGGAUGCAGCAGCUGAUACUCUGUUGCACUUUCUGCUUAUGGAGACUCUGGUUCUGUUUCUCUCCUGC
Molecule: messenger RNA, 1386 nt
Organism: Pterocles gutturalis (yellow-throated sandgrouse)
Lineage: Eukaryota; Metazoa; Chordata; Aves; Pterocliformes; Pteroclidae
Gene: FAM117B
Product: family with sequence similarity 117, member B
Exons: 7
Coding region: 124-1158 (344 amino acids)
Source: RefSeq, a predicted model, not a curated record